This is a messenger RNA of Capsicum annuum, 4194 nucleotides long. Its product is annotated as pentatricopeptide repeat-containing protein At4g30825, chloroplastic. The record is from RefSeq and is a predicted model, not a curated record. Lineage: Eukaryota; Viridiplantae; Streptophyta; Magnoliopsida; Solanales; Solanaceae. The transcript has 2 exons. Bases 1010 to 3793 code for a protein of 927 amino acids. Gene Ontology annotation, molecular function: protein binding.
AAUGUUUGCAACUAGUCUCCUUGUCUUCUUCUAACAACCACCACUAGCUGAAAUUUUCAAAUUCAAAAUCCCAAAUUCUCCACUCCACUGCUUCACUAUUUCACUUUCCAUUAUCUUCUCAAAAAAACUUUAAAAAGCUUUCCCUUUUCUCAUUUUUUGCUCCAUCUUCAAGGUAACUCCUCAAAAUCUUAAUCUUGAUAACUCCCCACCAACCCCUUUUUGCUAAAUCUGAAUCUUGAGAACUCCCAAACAACCCCUUGUUGCUAAUUUUGUGUUUGUUUUCUGUGAUAUUUUGAAUCUUGAUAACUCCCAAACAACCCCUUUUUGCUAAAUUUUGAGUUUGUUUGUUUUUUGGAUAAGUUUGAAUCUUGAUAACUCCAAACACCCCCUUUUUGCUUAGUUUUGAGUUUGUUUGUUUACAACCCCUUUUUGCUAAAUUUUGAGUUUGUUUUUUUGUAAAAGUUUUAAUCUUGAUAACUCCCAAACAACCACUUUUAACUAAAUUCGAGUUUGUUUUUUUGUAAAAGUUCGAAUCCUGAUAACUUCCAAACAACCCCUUUUUGCUAAAUUUUGAGUUUGUUUGUUUACAACCCCUUUUUGCUAAAUUUUGAGUUUUUUUUUGUAAAAGUUUGAACCUUGAUAACUCCCAAACAACCCCUUUUUGCUAAAUUUUGAGUUUGUUUUUGUACAAGUUUGAAUCUUGAUUACUUCCCACCAAACCCUUUUAGCUAAUUUUAAGUUUGUUACAAUAAAUUUUGAAUCUUGAUAGCUCCCACCAAUCCUUUUUUAGCUAAUUUUGACUUUGUUUUUUGUAAAAAAAUUGAAUCUUGAAUACUCCCCAACAACCCCUUUUAGCUGAAUUUGAACUUUGUUUUUUUGUGAAAUUUUGAAUCUUGAUAACUCCCCAUCACCCCCUUUUAGCUAAAUUUUGAGUUUAUAUUCUAAUAAACUUGGAAUCUUGAUGAAUUAAUGCUGAAGUUAUCAGUUUUUCUUGAGGCCACUUUGCUUCAUGGCCUCUUUGAAAUUGUCCCUUCACGUAGAUAGUUCAUGGGAAUCCAAGAAAGCUUUGAACUUUACUGAUUCUAAGUGUUGGGUUCCUUCAUUUUUGGGUGGUGGUGCAUUUGUGGUUAGUCCAUUUUGUAAUUUGAAGCACAUUAGAGUUUCAAGAUUAGAAACUGAGGAAUUAGAGACUUCUGAGUUGAGUUUAGAUGGUGAUGGGGUUAAUGGUGAGUUAGGAAAUGAGAGUAUUGUAUCUGAAAAACCAAAUCUUGGUGGGGGUUCUCGGAAAGGAAAGUUUAACGUUUGGAAGAGAUUUAGGAGGGUGAAGAAGGUACCGAGAGACUCGAAUUAUAGGUCUAGUUUUAGAUUGAAAGAUAGGAAAAAUGGAAUGGGAGAAAAUCCCAUGAUUGUGUUUGAUGUAAAUAGUGAUGAGAAUGUGAUAGAUAGUCAAAAUGAGGUUGAUUUUCAUGAUGAGACUAUCGGGUUUGACUCGAGUUUGGAUCAGUGCAAUGCAAUGUUGAAGCAAUUCGAAAGGGGUGAUGAUGGGAAAGCGUUGGGGUUUUUCCAAUGGAUGAGGAAAAAUGGAAAGUUAAAGAAAAAUGUUACUGCCUAUAAUUUGAUACUCCGCGUCUUGGGGAGAAGAGGGGAUUGGGAUGGGGCGGAGGCAAUGAUUAAGGAAAUGAGUAUGGAGUCAGGUUGUGAGCUUACCUAUCAAGUUUUCAAUACCCUUAUUUAUGCUUGCCAUAAGAAAGGGUUUGUGGAGUUGGGCGUGAAGUGGUUCCAUAUGAUGUUGGAAAACAAAGUGCAGCCAAAUAUAGCGACUUUUGGGAUGCUAAUGGCUCUCUAUCAGAAAGGAUGGAAUGUCGAGGAAGCAGAAUUUGCAUUUUCAAUGAUGAGAAAUCUCAAAAUUAUGUGCCAGUCUGCAUAUUCUUCUAUGUUGACGAUAUAUACACGUAUGAGAUUGUAUGAUAAAGCAGAAGAAAUCAUUGGCCUUUUGAGGGAAGAUGAAGUAAUUCUGAAUCUGGAGAAUUGGUUGGUUCUGCUCAAUGCUUACUGUCAACAAGGCAAGUUACGCGAGGCUGAGCAGGUCUUAGAUUCCAUGAACCAAGCCGGUUUUCCGCCAAAUAUAGUUGCAUACAACACAUUGAUCACUGGAUAUGGGAAGAUUUCCAACAUGAGUGAUGCACAACGCUUGUUUAGUGACCUUAAAAAGGUAGGGUUGGAGCCUGAUGAAACAACUUACAGGUCUAUGAUUGAAGGAUGGGGUCGUGCAGACAAUUAUGAGGAAGCUAGGAGAUACUAUGUGGAACUGAAAAGACUUGGACACAAACCAAACUCGUCUAAUUUAUACACAAUGCUAAAUUUACAAGUCAAGCAUGGAGGCGAAGAGGAUGUUGUUAGAACUAUUGAGGAAAUGAUGCACACUGGCAGCGAAAAGUCGACCAUCCUUGGCAUUGUUUUGCAAGCAUAUGAGAAGCUUGAACUCAUUCACAAAGUCCCUUCCAUUCUGAGAGGUUCUUUAUACGAUCAUGUUUUGAGAAACCAGAUAUCUUGUUCAAGUCUGGUAAUGGCUUAUGUGAAAAACAGCAUGAUAGAUGAUGCGUUAAAAGUCUUACGGGAAAAGCAGUGGAAGGAUGCUUUAUUUGAGGACAAUUUGUACCAUUUGUUAAUUUGCUCGUGCAAAGAUUUCGGGCAUCCAGAGAAUGCUGUGAGAGUGUUCACUUGUAUGCCAAAAUCUGAUAAGCCUAACUUACAUAUAAUAUGCACUAUGAUAGACAUUUACAGUACGAACAAUGAUUUUGCUGAAGCUGAAAAGCUUUAUCUAAUGUUGAAGAAUUCAGAUGUCAAACUGGACACGAUAACUUUCAGCGUUGUGGUAAGGAUGUAUGUGAAAUCUGGAGCUUUAGAAGGAGCCUGCUCUGUGUUGGAUGCAAUGGAAAAACAAAAGGACAUUGUUCCAGACACAUAUUUGCUCCGUGAUAUGCUCCGGAUCUACCAGCGAUGUGACAAGAAGGACAAAUUGGCAGAUCUUUAUUACAAAAUCGUGAAAAGAGGAGUCAUCUGGGAUCAGGAAAUGUACAGUUGUGUCAUAAACUGCUGUGCCCGUGCACUGCCAGUUGAUGAGCUUUCAAGGCUUUUUGAUGAGAUGCUUAAACAUGGAUUCUUACCUAAUACAGUCACCUUCAAUGUUAUGCUUGACGUAUAUGGAAAAUCCAGGCUCUUCAAGAGGGCAAGAGAAGUUUUUUCGAUGGCUAAAAAGUGUGGUCUGGCUGAUGUUAUCUCUUACAACACUCUCAUAGCUGCAUAUGGGAGAAGCAAAGACUUCAAGAAUAUGUCAUCAACCGUCAAGAAAAUGCACUUCAAUGGCUUUUCGGUUUCUCUUGAAGCCUACAAUUGUAUGUUGGAUGCCUAUGGGAAAGAAGGACAAAUGGAGAAAUUCCGUAAUGUCUUGCAAAGACUGAAGGAAUCUGGUCACUCUUCUGAUCAUUUCACCUACAACAUUAUGAUAAACAUUUAUGGCGAGCUAGGUUGGAUUGAAGAAGUUUCAGUUGUACUGGCCGAACUAAAAGAAUCGGGAAUUAGACCUGAUUUGUGCAGCUAUAACACAUUAAUUAAGGCAUAUGGAAUUGCUGGAAUGGUUGAAAGUGCAGUAGAUUUGGUUAAGGAAAUGCGCAAAAAUGGAGUCAAACCUGAUCGAAUAACCUACACUAACCUAAUCAACGCAUUACGGAAGAAUGAUAAGUUUCUUGAGGCUGUUAAGUGGUCUUUAUGGAUGAAGCAGAUUGGGUUAUAGGUCCAUUUUUCGCAAAUAUUUCUGUUAAUCGUCGUGGCCCAUUCAUCUCUUCUUUAAAGGUCAAGGCUUGUAUCCUUCUUGUAUAAUCGACACUAUAGUUUUCAAGCAAAGGUCUUACCGAGAAGGGCUUGAUCAUCGGUGAUGCUGAUCAUACAUAUGCAGCCGUCUACUCACAAGUUUCUGCAGCGUAAUUUAAAGACAACUGCGUAUCGAUUGUAGCAUAAUGCCCCGUUAGUGUAUAGUCAUAACGUUCACACCCCGCCCUGCCCCAUUGCCAUCCCUACAGGAAGUCAUCUAUGUUGUAACACAUUCUCUAGUCUUUUAGAAUGUUUUAGCUUCUGUAUGACUGAGCCUUUUAUAGUAUAUAGUUUUAAUAAAAUUUCUGUCAUUCUGUUAUCUCC